AUGGAGCGAGAAGAACACGAGCACGUCCUCGGGGAGUUUGAAAAAGCCAACGAGACGCUCGGUCGCGCGACCGGGAAGCUCGCGGACGUCUUGUCGCACGCGAGGCGAGACGUCGAGGGCUUGUUCGGCAAGCUCGAGAGGAAAGCGGGCUUGGAGCGGACGAACGAGGAGGCCAUCGCCGCGAUCAAAGAGAGCGUCGCCGCGCGCUUGAUCGAGAUGGAAGAGCGCCUGAGCGAAGCCGCGGAGCGAGAACGCGAGCGGCGGAGAACGCACGUCGCGGCGAUGAAGGCUUUCGCGAAGCGCAAGGACGAGGAGACCGCGGCGCUGCGGAAGAAGCUGGACGCCAUGGCUGCCGAGAUUAACGCGACGCGGGCGUCGCUCGACGCGCGUCGCGACGCCGACGUCGCGGAGAUUGACGCGAUGGCCGAGGCGUUGGCUGCCUCUCCGGAGAACGAGGCGGUCAUGACUCGGAGCGCGGCGGACGCCGGCGAGCUCGCGGCGACACUCUCGAGCGCGUUCGCGAAGCUCGCGCGCGACGUCCCGACGGGCGGCACGCCCGCGCGGGAGACGGUCGCGGCGGCGUUGACGACGCCCGUGGAAGCGAAGACGAUGGCGCGGAUGACGUUGCGUCGAGAGGCGACGCUCGCGGCGUUCAGGGCGACGAAGGCGGCGGGGGGGGGCGGCGGGGAGAAGGCUGCGGGCGCGCAUCCGUACGACGAGGACGACGACGAGGAGGAGGGCGGCGGCGAAGACGCGGCGGGCGAGAGCGCGGUGGACGUACUCGACGUCACGGCGGAGGCGGAGGAAGAAGACGUCACGCCGCCGGCGCCGACGACGACGGAGGAGGAGGAGGAGGAGGAGGAGGAGGAGGAGGAAAAAACACAAAAACCGGCGAUGUGCGCGUCAACGCGCCGCGGAGGAGGGACGCGCGGUCGGUCGACGCGCGGCGCGGCGAAGAAGACGGCCGCCGCCGCCGACGCGGAAGACGCGGCGGCGGACGACGGCGGCGACGCGGCGGUUGACGUUUCGUCUUCCCCUGCGCCGACGAAAACGAAAACGUCCGCCGGGAGCCGCGGGAGGGCGCCGACGACGACGAAGAUUCCGACGCAGGCGAAGAACCGCGCGCCGCUCGAGCCGCUCGAGCGCGAGAACAGCGUCGAGCCGCCGCGCGCGUGA
Micromonas pusilla CCMP1545 is the source of this 1176-nucleotide messenger RNA. RefSeq lists its product as uncharacterized. The record is from RefSeq and is a predicted model, not a curated record. The transcript has a single exon. The coding region runs from base 1 to 1176 and encodes 391 amino acids. Lineage: Eukaryota; Viridiplantae; Chlorophyta; Mamiellophyceae; Mamiellales; Mamiellaceae.